Molecule: messenger RNA, 939 nt
Organism: Parascedosporium putredinis
Lineage: Eukaryota; Fungi; Ascomycota; Sordariomycetes; Microascales; Microascaceae
Source: the annotation of a GenBank genome assembly
AUGCCCACCGAGAUCCUCGACAUCACCCUCGACUUUCUCCCCGCCGAGUCCGUCGUCUCCUUCGCCCUCACCUGUCGCGGCCUGCACGCCAAGUACAGCGUGAGGAACCAGAUUCUCGAUUCUGCCGCCCGCGAGAGCCUCCUGCUGCUCCUCGAAAAGGACGCCGCCGCACUCUACUACUGCUACCACUGCAGCUCCCUUCACAAGUGGCACCCCACCAGCACCACCAGCAGGGCGAGCACGGCCUACAAGCUCAAGUUCCACACCGCCCGCCUCGCUCUCCACGGUCGCAUCCGGGGACCCGCUCAUGGACCCGAGCUAGAGAAGCUCCACAUGGACCACGCCGUCACCUUGGGAUCCCGCAACAUCACCAUCAAGGAGUCCUGGGCUGCCAAGGUCAUCGACGGCGAGCUCUUCCUCCGCGCCGUGUGGAACUACCACCAAGGUGCCGGUGGCGCCAAGACUCUCGGCCGCUGGGUCGAACAUGAUGCUGAUCGCUUCAUCUGCAACCACGUCAAGGGCAGCCGCCUGCUCGAGUUCCCCGGCGCCGAGGGUCUCGACCUGUCUUCUGUUGAGAGGCUUGCCGGUCCCGUCCGCUCUUGCCCCAUCUGCUACACUGAUUUCCAGAUGGAGGUUCGUGGUGACGAGUGGGAUGAGUCCGAGUCCGAGUCCGAGGAUGACGAGGAGGCUCAGCGCGGAAGCGGCGGCUGGUCCAUCAAUGUCACCAAAUGGGUUCGUCUGGGCGCCUGCGAGUCGCCCUUGGAUGCCCAUUGGCAGACCCUGGCCAGCCAGAGCGCCCAUGGUCUCGAAUGUGAGCCCCGAAACAGCAGCUGCGAGGCAGGCGAAAUCAGACACCGAUGGGUCGACGGAAAGCAGAAGCCUUCCGCCUACCAGGGACGAUUCGUCGAAGCUGGCUGCCUGCAGGUCCCUCAUUACUAA